Messenger RNA from Poecilia latipinna (sailfin molly), 4221 nucleotides. It is a transcript of the gene srlb, whose product is annotated as sarcalumenin. Lineage: Eukaryota; Metazoa; Chordata; Actinopteri; Cyprinodontiformes; Poeciliidae. Bases 27 to 1475 code for a protein of 482 amino acids. The record is from RefSeq and is a predicted model, not a curated record. The transcript has 7 exons. Gene Ontology annotation, molecular function: GTP binding.
CUAUCACAGUUCUCCUGGCAGCCAUCAUGAAGGGUACUGUCUCGAUUUGCUGUCUCCUCACCCUGCUGCUUUUGCAGGCCACAGCAGAGGUGGAAGAAUUUGAUUCUGUCCUAAGAGACAGAUCUCAUAUUGAUGAGACACUGCGGCUUGCAGCUGAGGAAAAAGCAGCAGACUAUGCCGCGGCUAUACAGAAGUUGCGGAAGAUCUACCAUACGUCCAUCAAACCAAUGGAGCAGGCCUACAAGUACAACGAGCUGAGGCAGCAUGAGAUUUCAGCAUACCCCGGACGAACCCUGGGUGACUCGGCCACAGAUGGAGAGAUUACCUCCAAGCCCAUGGUGCUGUUCCUUGGACCCUGGAGUGUAGGAAAGUCCUCAAUGAUCAAUUACCUCCUGGGCUUGCACGACAGCCCAUAUCAGCUUUACACAGGAGCUGAGCCCACUACCUCUGAGUUUACUGUUAUAAUGCAUGGGGAGAAAAUCCGCUCUGUAGAGGGUAUCGUCAUGGCAGCAGAUAGCUCUCGCUCAUUCUCUCCCCUUGAAAAGUUUGGCCAGAACUUCCUGGAAAAGCUAAUCGGCAUCGAGAUGCCUCACAAGCUGCUUGAACGCGUGACUUUUGUGGACACACCUGGAAUCAUAGAGAACCGAAAGCAGCAGGAAAGAGGUUAUCCUUUCAAUGAUGUCUGCCAGUGGUUCAUUGACCGAGCUGAUCUCAUCUUUGUUGUGUUUGACCCAACCAAACUGGAUGUUGGUCUUGAGCUCGAGAUGUUGUUCCGGCAGCUGAAAGGCCGGGAGUCACAGAUCCGCAUCAUCCUAAACAAGGCGGACAAUCUGGCCACGCAGGACUUAAUGAGAGUUUAUGGAGCACUCUUCUGGAGCUUGGCUCCACUUAUUAAUGUGACUGAGCCGCCUCGUGUCUACGUCAGCUCCUUCUGGCCGUAUGAUUAUGCCCCAGACACUAGUCGGGAACUCUUCAAGAAAGAGGAAAUCUCCCUCCUGGAGGAUCUUAACCAGGUGAUUGAGAACCGGAUGGAGAACAAGAUCGCCUUCAUCCGCCAACACGCCAUCCGUGUGCGCAUCCAUGCCCUGCUUGUGGACCGCUACGUCCAGACCUUCAAAGAGAAGAUGAGCUUCUUCAGUGACCCAGAAUUGGUCUUCCAGGAGAUUGUAGAUGAGCCGGACAAGUUUUACAUUUUCAAAUCGAUUCUAGCCAAGACCAACGUCAGCAAGUUUGACCUACCCAACCGGGAUGCUUACCGUGACUUCUUUGGCAUUAAUCCAAUCGCCAACUUCAAGUCCCUGGCAUCUCAAUGUUCGUACAUUGGAGGCUGCCUAUUGGAUAAGAUCGAGAAGGCAAUCACCAACGAGCUGCCCGCUCUCCUGAGCAGCAUUAACUCUGGCAAGCAGCCCGGCCUGUCAUCCUGUGAGGUCACUGGUUGUGGUGAGAAGCCAAAGAAUCGCUACCGAAAGAAUUGAGGAACAUAAAAUAACUUGUCAGGAGGAAGAAUGGAGACAGAGGAGGUGAAGAGAAAGGGGGGGUCUGGUGGGAGCCAGCCCUGCUUUUGUCUGGACAUUUGUAUUGUUGAGGAGAUAUGGUGAGGAUUAAUGUUUGGGGGUGGGGGGGUUUGUCCUCAGGAGAAUAAGCUGAUUUGAUAGUGGGAGAAGGAAGCCAUCGUUCGAUACGGCAGCUUAAGGACACUAAUGCUGGAGAAAUGAGAACAUGUCUCUGAUAUCAAAGUAUAUUAAAACAUACACCCUUCUCUCUCUUAUGGCACAAUAUUUCUGGACUGUCUCACACCAGUGGGUUGGGAGGAUACUAAUGCAAGAAAAUGGCUAUCAACCAGCGAGUUGACAUAAAAAUGAUGACCCCCGAUGAUACCAGUUCCCUUCUAUGUGAAUCAAACAAAAGGUGGAAACAGAUGUAUGUAUAGUAAAAAAUAUAUGAAUUGCAUUACAGCAGGUCAAUUCCAAACUCUUCAGAGGUUGUUUUUGAAGUAGCCUUUCUUGUGGGUGCUAUGCAAAAGCAUUUAUGUCUGUCUGAUCAAAUGAUUAUCUUUGCAUGUUAGACUUUCCAUUUUUAUCUACCAGUAUGUGUGCUUUUCUUCUGCCAUAAAGAAAAAAAACCCUCAUGCAGCAUCAAACCAACCACGCAUCAAACAAGGCCUUUUUUCUCUUAGCUUGGUAUGCUCAUCACUCUUGGUUUUUGAUGAUGAAGUAAGCAGAGGUCAGGGUUCAAGAGUCUUUGGAGCAGAGAGGAUUCAGUCUGCUACUCUUCUUAAAUAUCUUUUUUUAUUAUUUCUGAUUGUUUUGAAUCUUUAAACUGCCAGGUUUUGGCAGAAUUUUAAAAGUUUUUUUAGGCACAUUUUGCUUCUCAUUUUUGUUGCUGAUUCAUCACAAUAGAAGCCGAAGAAGAUGUGCUUGAGUUACAGCUGUCUUUUUUACAUUUACUCUGCUGUUUUCUCUGCACUUUUAAAAUAUAUAUAUUUAUUGUUUUUCUGUAUAUUUAUCCAUCCAUUGUCCUUCGCUGAUCCAAGACCAGUUCAUGUGGGUAACAGGUUCAAGAGGGGAACCUAAAUUACUUCUCCUAACAUUUUCUAGUUUGUUCCUGUGGGAUCUUAAGGUGAUCUCAGUCCAGGAAGGACAUACAGUGCUUCCAGUAAGUUUUUGGUCUCCUCCCAAAGAAAACAUCCAAGACCAAUGAGAAAUGCUCAAAGAAACAUCCAAAUAAUAUGGUCCAAACACUACAUCUGACUACUUUCAAUUUAAAGGAGCAGUGACUUUGCUUCCACCACAUGACUGGAUCUUCUUGGAACUCUCAACCAUUAUCUAUAACUCAGAGUUGAAAAUCUAGAGGGUUUUUUUAGCUGAUCCUUUUCUUCCACACCACAGAUUGGAGCAGUGGAGGCAUUACUGCAGACAAGGGUCCAGUCCAUCUUCUUAUUUCCCACUGUGUCUGACUUUCACCCACGAAAAAGACAUAGUGACACUUAAAUCACUCUACUUAAGGCAAGGAUUGAGCUACAACCCAAAGCAAGCAAUCAACCUCUUCUCCAGGUCUCAGACUUAAAGGAGCUAACACUCUUCUUGGCCACCGUACACUUUGCUGCUGACCAGACCAAUGCACGCUGAAAAUCUAAGCAGAACCAUAUCGUGUGCAAUAAGUAAUAUUUGUUCUACAAACACCUGACGCAGGACUGGUGACCAUGAGCCGCACUGGUUAAGUUCAGUAUGUAAUGGAAACAGGAGAAUACAAAAUAUAGCUUUUGCUUUGGUGAUACCCCCAUGAUCUCCACAAAAUACAUGACACAAGCUUUUUAGAGGUCCACAUAGCACAUGUAGACUGGACAACCUAACUCCUAUGACUCAUUUAGAAGCUCUACAAAGGUUAAAAAAAAUCUGUUCCUUUCUUCUGCAGUUUUCUGCUAAACUCUAAAUGUAGAUUUUCUAAAAUGUUACAAUUUGCGGAUUGAAUUGCUUGUAAAAUAGCCCAAAGCAGGGAAAUGCAAAACUGAAGAUUCAUGAAUUUAGCCCUGACCUCUAUGGAAACAAGAUAGAUUCUGACCUUGUAAUCCCAAGAACAUUGCAAAACUAUCGUGUUCAAGUACAAAUCCACUAGGCAGUAACAACCAUCUGAGAUUCAAGCAUAUUAUAUUCUGUUACCAACAGACUUAAGCUAUCUGAAGAACAAGUAAGACAAGCCUGUCUUACUUGGUAGGAGAGAAAAUCCAUGCUGUUUUAAAAAGCCUUCACAGUCUGUGAAAAACAAAAUCCUGAGUCCUGCAAGCGCUCUACACAGAAGGGAGCUGAGUGAGGAGACACAGGAACUUCCGGUUUACCUCACUAACAUCUUUUACUGCUUUCCACAUGCAUACUUUGAGGCAUGAUGCAAAGAACAGCAAAAAUAAAACUCGAACAAACCCGUUCAUAGGCGAGUGCUCUGGAUGUUGUCUUUAUACUGCAGAUCAGACACAUGGCCACCAGAGGGUGCUGUUUAAAAAAAAAGUAAAAGAGAAACAGCCUUGGGAAAUGCGCGCGGUUUAAGACAAAAGCUGGUUGUGCUUCUGACCUAUUUCGGUGUCAGUUAUAUUCACCUUUUAGACGAUGAAUGGAUGUGUGUCCUGUCGAAUAUAGUUGACGUUUCACCUUUUGGUAUAACACUGACAUUACCACUGGCCCAAGUUGUGGAUGUUUGACAGAAAAGAAUAAAAAAAUAUCUGAUUGA